Cricetulus griseus (Chinese hamster) is the source of this 700-nucleotide messenger RNA. The record is from RefSeq and is a predicted model, not a curated record. NCBI's taxonomy places the organism in Eukaryota, Metazoa, Chordata, Mammalia, Rodentia, Cricetidae.
ACACCCGAAUAUCCUACGCCUGUACAACUACUUCCACGAUGAUCGCCGGGUGUACUUGAUUCUGGAAUAUGCUCCACAGGGCGAGCUGUUUAAAGAGCUUCAGAGGAAACAGAGAUUAGAUGAGCAGCGUAUAAUAGAGGAGUUGGCAGAUGCCCUGACCUACUGUCACGAGAAGAAGGUGAUUCACAGGGACAUCAAGCCAGAGAAUCUCCUGCUGGGGCUCAGGGGUGAAGUAAAGAUCGCAGACUUUGGUUGGUCUGUGCAUACCCCCUCUCUCAGGAGAAAGACAAUGUGCGGGACUCUGGACUACUUGCCCCCAGAAAUGAUUGAAGGGAGGACGUAUAACGAGAAGGUGGAUCUGUGGUGUAUUGGGGUGCUCUGCUACGAGCUGCUGGUGGGACAGCCACCCUUUGAAAGCAGCAGCCACAACGAGACUUACAAACGCAUCCUCAAGGUGGAUUUUAGGUUUCCGAAUUCGGUGCCCUUGGGAGCCCAGGACUUGAUCUCCAAGCUUCUUAGGUACCAUCCCUCAGAGCGGCUGGACCUGGCCCAGAUCCUGAAGCACCCCGCUUCCUGAGCCCUGCCUGCCUCUGUUCCUUUGUAUUUAUUCAGGGAGCUCUCCGGGCUCUGUUAUCUCCUCUGUUCUGCUUGUUUUCUCUUUUAAGAUACACAUUAAAUAAAACUGGUUUUUGGGGUUUUU